CGGCGACACGGCCACGUCGGUCGGUGAGAGGUGACUAAUAAUCUCCAGCCCUUCCUCGCUCCAACGUCCGCGCACCUCUGAUGAAACUUUGUUCGGUCGGGGGUUGAGCGUGCAAAGCCAUGUUUCUCCGUCCCAUGUACAGACCAUGCUGAGUCGCACACGCUUCCGGUGUACCUUCUCGCCGCCACCAUGAUGAAGCGCUCCACGUCUUCCAACUUCCAAGCAUCAAGCAUCAAGAGGCAGCUCGUGUGCCAACGAGCUGACUCCCGUCCGUCACAUUAGCUAGUUACGUGGAUGGGUGACGAUCUCUUCCCCCCGCCGCCGACGACGACGACGACUUUGUCCGCAAUGCACAUGGAUGCAUAUCCCUCCGUCGACUGGUUCAAACAAGUCAGGGAACGUCACCCACAUUCUCGGUGCAUGCAUGCUAUUUUGCGCUCGCACUCGAGUAGUUGAAUAAUAAAGACUGCCAGGGGGCCUGUUGAGUCCUGUCUCAGCACAUGGCUCUUUCCCGUCACAGCUAGACGCCCGAUCUUAGCUGCCUACGAUAAUAAUGGUCAUGUUAUUAACUCAUCUGGCAUCGGCCCAGAUGCCAGCCGAUGCAAUCUCGUCAAAGGCCUCAUCCACCACACACACACUGGCUGAACGAGUGGGUGGAUGAAUGAUGCCGCAACCGCGCUGCUGCAUCAUGUAUGUUUCCAUGUCACCACCCCCUACCAGGUUCCUUCGUUCCACCGCCCCAACCCCACUCGUGUGCAAUCUUUGAACCCACACCGGACGUUGCGCGUCACAUGGUUGCUUGACACGGCAUCCCAAAGCAAAAGCAACCCUUCCCCUCUGUGCAACAUACGCAGAUACGGCCGUGGCCCCACGGGGGGGUGCUCCUCGAAACUUGCAUCCUUCAGGACAGUCCGUCUCACCAACAAAAUCCUCCACCAGCCCCGAUCGCCUGUUGAUUGUCGUGUAUGCCGGGUUUCAGCGCUCUUCGUCCUGCCUGCAGUGUUGGCCUUGAGCCAAUAUUGCCAUUUAGGUGUCUCCACCGCAAACCUGUACAUGCACUCUAUGUACUGCCUGCGACUGCCUAGCUGACCGCCAUGUUCGAUAUUCCUUUUCGCCACGGCCCUACCUGGCCAGCUAUUCACCCGUGAUGCGCCCUCUUCUUGCUCCUGGUCCCGCACAAAUCCUGCAUCACAAUGCGCCCGGGUUCAUUCACCAACUAUCCUGCCACCCAGCCUUUGCAACCGUUCCAGUGAAACAGAUGACCGGGCCUCUCAACCCACCCAAGCGAGCUGCCACAGAUCCGUACGAGCACCAUUACCCUUUGCGUCUCGCUCGCAAGGGACUGCCCACAACUCUGUUUAUUUCACAUGAGCGUUGGCAACCCACGGGCUAUCAUUAGAUUGUCCAUCAUCUUGUUGACACUUCGUCAGCCUGACAUGUUCUAUGACUGACUCUCUAUUUUCGUAUCCAUUUCCGCGCUUCCCGAUGGCUUGUAGAGGCCGCGCUCCACUUGGAUACUAUUGUUUUUUUUUUAUACUUCGGCUGCGAGGACCUGCUAGUAUGCUUUCUUCUCUGAGCGGUACAGAAUCACUAACGAGGUCGUCGUACCAUGCGUUGCACAGCCACUACAAUGAACACCAAAUACUUCUCAGGGGGAGAGGGGCACUAUCGAUUAAGAGCAAGCACCUCGGCCGAAUCAAAACCCACCGCUGCCCGCUCCCAGUGACAGACCCCGUUCAAUCUAAUGUAAUAACCACUCCCUCGACAGCGUCUCAUCCGCUCU
Periconia digitata is the source of this 1783-nucleotide messenger RNA. The record is from the annotation of a GenBank genome assembly. NCBI's taxonomy places the organism in Eukaryota, Fungi, Ascomycota, Dothideomycetes, Pleosporales, Periconiaceae.